Paramisgurnus dabryanus is the source of this 2223-nucleotide messenger RNA. It is a transcript of the gene tph1a, whose product is annotated as tryptophan hydroxylase 1 (tryptophan 5-monooxygenase) a. Gene Ontology annotation, biological process: aromatic amino acid metabolic process; serotonin biosynthetic process. The record is from RefSeq and is a predicted model, not a curated record. Gene Ontology annotation, cellular component: neuron projection. Lineage: Eukaryota; Metazoa; Chordata; Actinopteri; Cypriniformes; Cobitidae. Gene Ontology annotation, molecular function: tryptophan 5-monooxygenase activity; iron ion binding.
UUAAAACGAUUGUGGCGCAUUCGGUUAAACUAAUAAAGAUAACAGAUUUACUUAAAUAGUAGCAUCAGCAUGUACUCAACCAAAAGCGAGGGACCGCGCAGAGGAAGAUCCUUUGACUCCAUGAACAUUGGUCUGACACUGGAAGAGAAACAACUUAAUAAUGAAAUGAACAAAUCUGCUUUUCCAAAGAUUGAGGAAAAUAAAGACAACAAAAGCGAAUCUACAGAGAGAGGCCGAGCAGCUGUUGUGUUCUCUCUGAAAAAUGAAGUCGGUGGACUUGUAAAGGCACUUAAACUUUUCCAGGAAAAGCACGUCAACCUCGUGCACAUCGAGUCCAGAAAGUCAAAAAGGCGCAAUUCGGAGUUUGAGAUCUUUGUGGACUGCGACAGCAACCGCGAGCAGCUGCACGAUAUCAUUCAACUGCUGAGAAAGCACGUGAACGUGCUUGAGAUGGACGCGCCCGACAACCGUCUACCAGAGGAAAGCGAUAUGGGGAACGUGCCGUGGUUUCCGAAGAAGAUUUCGGACCUGGAUAAAUGUGCGAACCGCGUGCUGAUGUACGGAUCAGACCUCGAUGCUGAUCAUCCGGGCUUUAAGGAUAACGUCUAUCGCAAACGGAGAAAGUAUUUUGCAGACUUGGCCAUGAGCUACAAACACGGAGAACCAAUUCCCCGCAUUGAAUUCACAGAAGAGGAGGUGAAAACAUGGGGAGUCGUGUUCAGGGAGUUAAAUAAACUCUACCCAUCUCACGCCUGUCGCGAAUAUCUGAAGAACCUGCCCAUGCUCACCAAACACUGCGACUUUCGCGAGGACAACAUCCCACAGCUGGAGGAUGUCUCACGUUUUCUUAAAGAGCGCACUGGCUUUACCAUUAGGCCUGUGGCUGGAUAUCUCUCACCGCGGGAUUUUCUGGCAGGUUUAGCGUUCCGUGUGUUUCACUGCACUCAAUAUGUCAGACACAGCUCUGACCCUCUCUACACACCCGAACCAGACACAUGUCAUGAGCUGUUUGGACAUGUUCCUCUUUUGGCCGAGCCCAGCUUUGCCCAGUUCAGUCAAGAGAUCGGUCUUGCAUCACUUGGGGCAUCUGAUGAUUCUAUUCAGAAACUGGCCACUUGUUAUUUCUUCACCGUUGAGUUUGGCCUUUGUAAACAAGAUGGAAAGUUAAGGGCUUAUGGAGCCGGUCUGCUGUCCUCCAUUAGUGAGCUCAAGCAUGCUUUAUCAGGAAACGCCAGAAUCUUGCCCUUUGACCCCAAUGCUACAUGCAAACAGGAGUGCAUCAUUACCACCUUUCAGGACGUGUACUUUGUUUCGGACACCUUUGAGGAAGCAAAGGCCAAAAUGAGGGAGUUUGCAAAGACCAUUAAGCGGCCGUUCUCGGUACGUUACAACCCAUACACACAGAGCGUGGAUGUUCUGAAGGACACAGCCAGCAUCAAUAACGUUGUGGAGGAGUUGAGACAUGAGUUAGACAUCAUUGGAGAUGCACUGAACAGGCUCAACAAACAGUUAGGCGUCUGAAGACUACAACUACAUAUAAACUUAUAAACUACAUUACCCAUCAGACCUUUUCUCUCAUGUAUGUUAUCCAUACAAACAUACUUUUUUUGUCACAGCACAUCACCUUUAGAGUAACUUGAGUUUUUUCAUUCUGAUUUAAACUUACCAAACUAAUUUAAAUGUUCUUGUUAUAUCUUUAUAGGUUAUAUCUAUAGUUUGGCUCUUAUUUGUUUGAAUAUGUGUUUCAACAGCUGAACUGCUUAAAAGUGGAGAUCUUGUAUAUUUUGCAAGGCAAUGACACUGAAGUUAAUGUUAGUCUGUUGUGUAUAACUGUCUGCUCCAUAUGUUUAUAUGGGUCUUUGUUUAUUCAAAUAUAUUGUAUUAAGAAAAUGUUUAGAAUAUUUUGCUUUUUGUCUCAUAUGUGCACAGUAUUAUAAAAUCAGUUUUGUACCAUUGUGAGCCUAAUGCUAUAACACUCGGUGUAUAUCUUUGUGUUAUUUUGCCCGUUUACUUAUUUUAUAUGGAUGCUUCAAUUAUUUGUAAAUGGAUGGUACUCUUAUAACAUAUAGUAGAAAGUAAAGGUUAAUUUGCAUUUAUUUAUUUUUUAAUAAGCUUUUAAUAAAUAAAUUAUUUUAAGAAGGUCUACCUAUAAGGACACAGUUUGAUAUUCCUAAUGAAGUAAGCCUACUAAUGCUUUAAGAUGUAGAUGAAUGUUAUACUAUA